Messenger RNA from Falco peregrinus (peregrine falcon), 2238 nucleotides. RefSeq names its product sperm adhesion molecule 1 (gene SPAM1). NCBI's taxonomy places the organism in Eukaryota, Metazoa, Chordata, Aves, Falconiformes, Falconidae. Gene Ontology annotation, biological process: hyaluronan catabolic process; fusion of sperm to egg plasma membrane involved in single fertilization; carbohydrate metabolic process. Gene Ontology annotation, molecular function: hyalurononglucosaminidase activity. The record is from RefSeq and is a predicted model, not a curated record. The transcript is spliced from 3 exons. Gene Ontology annotation, cellular component: acrosomal vesicle.
GAUCUAUGACUCACUGGAUACUAUUCCACGGUCAGUUUUAUAUCUAUUUUAUAUAUAUAUAUAUAUAUUUAUACAAUUUUAUAUAUGUAGAGUUUAUUUCCUCUGUGAUUGCACAUUGUACUUUUCCUUCAAAGGGGAAUUUUUUCAAAGUUACAAUAUAUUCAAAAUCACAAAUGGUAUUUGUUUCAUGGUCAGAAACGAAAUUAAAUAUUUAUCAUCUUUAUCUACAUUUGUCUCUUUUUCUGCAUUAGGUCUCAGAAGCUGUUGAAAAGUUUCCUGCUGCCUGAACUGACAAUAGAGCCUCAUAUAAAGGACACCCCUGUUUUACACCUACGGAAUAUUGCUUAAUAGGUAUUAAUCUGAAGAAAUAUAUUGUAUUGUAAAGCUUUUGACAGACUACCAACCUUCUGAACACCCAGAGAGCAUUUCAUUUUUGCCUGAUCAGAAGCACCUGAUGUUACUGCAUACACUGCAAUGGAAACUCUAAGACAAAUACAAAGUUUUGGUAUCUGUGUUACUUGUACAUAUCCUAUAGCAUCCGGUAUGGUGUUUGCCACUUUUCUAGUUUCUUGCUGCUCAUCUCUGAACAUAAGAGCUCGCCCACUUCUUUCUAAUUCACCUUUCCUUUCUAUCUGGAAUGCUCCUACAGAACUUUGUACUGAAAAGACUGGAGUGCAGCUGGACAUGAAAUUUUUUUCUCUUAUUGGAAGCACACUGAAGACAUCCAUUGGGCAAAACAUCACUCUUUUCUAUCCAGACAGGCUUGGCUACUAUCCUUACAAAAAUGAAGUCACAGGAGAGGCAUUCAAUGGAGGACUCCCUCAACUCUCACUGCUGGAGAAUCAUUUAAAAAAAGCCAAAGAGGACAUCCAGUUCUAUAUUCCUUCAGAUGAACAGUUUGGAUUGGCUGUCAUUGACUGGGAAAACUGGAGACCUGUAUGGAUAAGGAACUGGGGAUCAAAGGACAUUUAUAGACAGGAAUCCAUUGAACUGGUUCAGCAGAGAGACCUCAGUCUAUCAGAAGCUGAAGCCAGGACUAUAGCUAAAAUGGAAUUUGAAGCUGCAGCAAAAUCAAUUAUGUUGGAAUCUUUAAAGCUGGGCAUAGAAAUGAAGCCAAAUCGUCUGUGGGGAUAUUACCUUUAUCCAGACUGUUAUAAUUAUGAUUACAAACAAAAUCCACAUAAUUAUACAGGAACCUGUUUAGAUAUUGAAAUAGAAAGAAAUAAUGAGCUUAAUUGGUUAUGGGAGAAAAGCACAGCACUUUAUCCAUCUGUCUAUCUGGAGACAGCCUUAAGAUCUUCCAGAAAUGCCCAGCUCUUUGUUCGCAACAGAGUUCAAGAAGCCAUUAGAAUUUCGUAUGUCUCUAAUUCUACUCAUCCCCUUCCAGUUUUUGUAUAUACACGUCCAGUAUUCACGGAUGUCUGUGAGGAAUAUCUCUCCCAGGAUGACUUAGUAAAUACCAUCGGAGAAUCUGCUGCACUGGGUGCUUCUGGAAUUGUGAUCUGGGGUGAUAUGAAUUUAACACAGAAUAAGAACACCUGUAGAACUCUGGAUAACUACCUUAGGAGGACUUUGACCCCGUACCUCAUCAAUGUCACGAUGGCGGCCAGAAUCUGUAGCCAAGUGUUAUGCCAAGACUCUGGUGCUUGUGCACGGAAAAAAUGGAAUUCCAAUGACUAUCUUCACUUGAACCCUGACAACGUUGUCAUUCAAAUGAUGAAGGAUGGAAAAUACACUCUAGAAGGGCAACCGUCAUUUCAGGAUCUGCAAACAUUCAUUGAAAAAUUUGAUUGCCACUGUUACGCAGGGCACAGUUGUGAACCUAGAGCUGAUAUAAAUGACAUCCAUUACCUCCAUGCUUGCAUUUCGGAAGAUAUUUGCAUUCAGAUAUCCUUAAAUUCAUUUUCUAAUAUAGAAGUCUCUGAAGAAAAGAUCCUGUCUAACAGAACUGCAUUUUCAUUUACCUCUCAGAGUAAGGUGACAUUAUCUACGCAUCCUGAAAUAGAAGAAUUCCGAUCUACCUUUGGAAAUAAUAUACUCAAUAUAACAACUGCAGAAUAUGACACUGUCACAGCUGCCACUAGAUAUGAUUUAGAAGGAAAUGAUACUCGUACUUUCAGUAGUUCUUCAUCCUAUAAGAUAAGGAUGUUUAGUCAGGUUUUUUUAAUUCCAAUUUUGAUAACCUUAAUAUAAAUUACCCACAACAGUGAGAAUAAUCUUUUUCCUGGCUGUAUUUGA